This is a messenger RNA of Ctenopharyngodon idella (grass carp), 7888 nucleotides long. It is a transcript of the gene fhod3a, whose product is annotated as formin homology 2 domain containing 3a. Bases 254 to 4927 code for a protein of 1557 amino acids. The transcript has 29 exons. Gene Ontology annotation, cellular component: cytoskeleton; cytoplasm. Lineage: Eukaryota; Metazoa; Chordata; Actinopteri; Cypriniformes; Xenocyprididae. Gene Ontology annotation, molecular function: actin filament binding. The record is from RefSeq and is a predicted model, not a curated record. Gene Ontology annotation, biological process: sarcomere organization; actin filament network formation; cortical actin cytoskeleton organization.
GUCACAGGGUCCCGCUGUUAAAGCGCUUAAUCCGCGGGGGGCGUCCGGCUGUCCCGCACCUUCACGCGCCUGUGACACGGACGGACACUCGCGCUCAGCACAGCACAGUAACGGGCGCGCGCAGCUUCUGCAUUUCCCAGGUCUCUCUUAUUCCGCGGAUCCGCCGAAGGUCCCGCUGAUUGUGACUUGUUGUCGUUACCGACGCGCUUGGAAACGGCCGCGAUAGUUACAGCGGCCCGUGCAUGGAUGCAUCAUGUCUUCGUUUGUGUGCCGGGUUCAGUUCUUAGACGACACCGAUCCGUUCAACAGCACCAAUUUCCCGGAACCGACCAGACCUCCUCUCUACACCUUCAGAGAAGAUAUUCCUCUCAUCAAUCAGAUCGCAGGAGUCCACAGACUCCUCAAAGCUCCUCACAAGCUCGAUGACUGCGCUCUGCAGCUCUCACACACCGGUGUGUAUCUGGAUCUGGAGUCGACGCUGGACGAGCAGAGAGAUGAACUGGAGGGAUUUCAGCAGGAAGACUGCGGAGGGAGGGGGAAGAAGCACAGUGUGAUUUUACGGACUCAGCUGAGCGUCCGUGUUCACGCGUGUAUCGAGAAGCUGUAUAACUCAAAUGGCCGUGACCUGAGGAGGGCGCUGUUUUCCCUCAAGCAGAUAUUCCAGGACGAUAAGGACCUGGUGCAUGAGUUCGUGAUGGCUGAAGGUCUCACGUGUUUGAUCAAGGUCGGCGCUGAAGCGGAUCAGAACUACCAGAACUACAUCCUCAGAGCGCUCGGUCAGAUCAUGCUGUAUGUGGACGGGAUGAAUGGGGUCAUAGGUCACCCCGAGACCAUCGAGUGGCUCUACCUGCUCAUCGGCUCAAAGUUUCGUCUGGUGGUGAAGACGUGUCUGAAGCUGCUGCUGGUGUUUGUGGAGUAUUCAGAGUCCAACGCAGCGCUGCUCAUCCAGGCCAUCAGCGCUGUGGACACUCAGAGAGGCUGUAAGCAGUGGUCAAACGCGAUGGAGAUUUUAGCGGAGAAAGACGGUGUGGACACAGAGCUGCUGGUGUAUGUGAUGACCCUCAUCAACAAGACGCUGGCGGCGCUGCCCGAUCAGGACUCCUUCUAUGACAUGGUGGAUGUUCUGGAGGAGCAGGGCAUGGAGAGCGUGUCCCAGCGCUAUCUGGGCCGCAAGGGAACCGACCUGGACCUGCUGGAGCAGCUCAACAUCUAUGAGGCGACUCUUCGUCACGAGGACGGUGAUGAGGACGGUUUGCCUCCGUCCUGCGCUCGGCGGGACAGACGGCGGUCCAGCGUCGGCCCAGGAGAGAGGCGGGGCUUGGAGAGACGCCGCAGUCGCAGGCAUUCAUUGGGCAGGUCAGGACACGCCUCCCCGCUCAGCCCCGCCUCCCCACACCGCUCGAAGUUUAACGGACAGGAGAUCAACGAGAGAGCUCAUGUGACUCAUGAAUGUCUCCCGGUGAUAGAGGAGGAUGAGGAGGAAACUCCCGUCACAGAGUCGGGUGAUGAUGAUGAUGAUGAUGAGGGGGAAAUUAACCCUUCUAAUCACAGUAUCAUCAGCGCCGCCGACAGUAAAUCAGAGCACUGUGACAAACACACACCUGAGGAAGAGGAGGAGAGGAAGGCCCCGCCCCCUCCUGACUCCGCCCAGCCGUCUCUCCUGGCCAGUCUGCUCGUGCGCCGCAAGUCGUCCGUCAGCGUCCCGGCGUCCAAUGAGAUCAGCCCUCCGCUGCGAGGCUCCGCCCGUCUGCCGUACCUGCCGCACUCGCCGUUCUUCCUCUUCUCCUACGAUGUAGAGGAGGAGAAACCAGCGGAGAAGAACAGCAGGUCUUUUUCUGCUGUGAGUUCUCCAUCUACACCAAACAAACAACAGAACGAACGGCCUGCUCUCGGCGGCCUCAUCUCCUCCUCGUACCGGCAGCAUCAGGAGUCUCUGGCCGCGGAGAGAGAGAGACGGCGCGUGGAGCGAGAGGAGCGACUGCAGAGGAUCGAGAGAGAGGAGCGCAAUCGACAGAGUCGGGACUAUGUGUCGAACAUGGAGGAGGCCAGACACGCUCGAGAGGAGAGGUUUAAGACGGCGGAGCGACUGGCCGCGGAGGAGUUCGAGCGAGAGCGACUGCGUUCAGCACCUCGAGGUCUCAGCCUCACUCUGAGCCCGACAGAUACCUGUCAAUCAUCCCGCAGCGACACGCCCUCCCCUGUGACAUCACAGGAUGAGCAGGACACACCUGUCACGUCGUACCUGCCCUCUGAACCAGACACCAAUGAUGUAGAACCGGAUGUGGAGGCGAGUCUAGAACCGGAGGAGAAGCUUACAGAACCCAGAGAAGAACCGGAAGAGGAAGUGGAGGAGAUAAGUGCGGAACAGGAAGUGGGCGGAGCCGAGGAGCAGGUUGCAGAGGAAGAGGAAGAGGAGGGGUCUGAACGGGAAGCGCCGGAUGGAGAAGCGGAGGACAGCGGGAUCUUGAGUGAUAAAGAACGACAGAACGAAGAAGUGAACGAGAAGGAUAACUGCUCCGCCUCCAGCAUAUCUUCAGCCAGUAGUACACUAGAAAGGGAAGAUCGACUCAGUGCAGGUGCAGAGACAGCAGGUCAGUGGCCUGUGAAUGACCAGCGAAACAAGAUCCUCGACAGCAAACUCUUCAUGCUGGACAUGCUCUACUCACAGAGCAAAAAACCCUCGGAGGAAGACGAGGAAGAAGAGGAGCUGGGCGAGGACAAAGAGCGAGACGGAAGGGAGAAAGAGCAGGCUGAGGAUUCGUCUGUGUCGACGCAGGACACGACGGCACAGGAAGAGAGCGUCUGUACGACUGAAGGAGACAAGAAAGUGGAGAACCAGAGCAACGUACGGGCGUUCGCCGAGCGCUUUGGAGAUCUGGUGAAGGGUCUCACUUCUCCACCGAUAGAAACGCAGGAACCUCCUCCACAACCUCCUCCGCCACCUCCGAAAAAGGAGUCAGACUGCAUAUGGGACCAGCUGAUGGCGAGUCCGCGGGAUCUGCGCAUCGGCGACAUCGACUUCACCGACCUCGGAGACGAGGACGAUCAGGACGUCCUGGAUUCCGGAAGUUUAUUGAGUUCUGGAGAUCUGCUGGCUCCGCCCCCUCCUCCACCCUGUCCAUUUAACCUCCCGGCCCCGCCCCCAAUGUUCGCCUGCCCUCCGCCCCCUCCCGUCUUCAGCAUCCGCAUGCCUCCGCCCCCUCCGUGCUUCUCCAACCAGGCUCCGCCCCCUCCUCAGCAGCAGGCGGAGCAACCGCCGCUCUUCCAGAAGAAGAAGAAGACCAUCAGGCUGUUCUGGAGCGAAGUCCGGCCCGCCGACUGGAUCUUCCGCAACCACAAACGGAGCCAAGAGUCGCUCUGGUCCAGACUUGAACCUGUCAAACUUGACACCUCUAAACUUGAGCAUCUGUUUGAGAGCAAAUCCAAGGAGAUGCCCACGGCUAAGAAAACCGCAGCAGAUGGGAAGCGCCAGGAGAUUAUUGUUCUGGAUUCCAAGCGCAGCAACUCCAUCAACAUCGGCCUGACGGUUCUUCCGCCGCCGCGCACCAUCAAAACCGCCAUACUGAACUUUGAUGAGUAUGCACUCAACAAAGAGGGCAUCGAGAAAAUCCUGACGAUGAUUCCCACAGAAGAAGAGACGCAGAAGAUCCAGGAAGCUCAGCUGGCGAGUCCUGACAUUCCGCUGGGCAGCGCGGAGCAGUUCCUCCUGACGCUGUCCUCCAUCAGCGAGCUCUCGGCGCGUCUGCAGCUCUGGGCCUUCAAACUCGACUAUGAAGCCACGGAGAAGGAAGUGGCUGAGCCACUACAGGACCUGAAGGAGGGCAUGGAUCAGCUGGAGAAAAACAAAACACUGCGGUUUAUCCUGUCCACUCUGCUGGCGAUUGGAAACUUCCUGAACGGCACAAACGCUAAAGGCUUCGAUCUGAGCUAUCUGGAGAAGGUUCCUGAAGUGAAGGACACGGUCCAUAAACAGUCUCUCCUGCAUCACGUCUGCAGUCUCGUGGUGGAGAACUUCCCCGAGAGCACGGACCUGUACUCGGAGAUCGGAGCCGUCACGCGCUCCGCCAAGGUGGAUUUUGAGCAGCUGCAGGAGAGCCUGACUCAGAUGGAGUGGCGCUGCAAAGCAUCAUGGGACCAUCUGAAAGUCAUCGCAAAGCACGAGAUGAAGCCGGCGCUGAAGCAGAAGAUGUCGGACUUCCUGAAGGACUGCGCCGAGAGGAUCAUCAUCCUCAAAAUAGUCCACCGCAGAAUCAUGAACAGGUUUCAUUCGUUCCUGCUGUUCCUGGGUCAUCCGGCCUACAGCGUUCGGGAAAUCAGCGUGACCCGCUUCAGCAAGAUCAUCAGCGAGUUCGCGCUGGAGUACCGGACCACACGCGACCGCGUCCUGCAGCAGAAACAGAAACGGGCCGACCACAGAGAGAGGAACAAGACGCGCGGCAAGAUGAUCACGGACAUCAACACACAGACGGAUGAUGAAGAGGACAGUGAGGCAGGUCGUGUGUGUGUGAGCAGCAGCAGCACUCCUCCUGUAGGGCCGCAGACGGAGCCGCAGAGUUUGAGUCACGCUGAAGAAGCGGCCGAACACGAGCAGAUGAAGGCCGUGCUGAAGACCAGCCUACAGAGCAGCGACAGCGACAGCACCGUGGUGCCGGGCCUGCGGACGCGCACACGCACACGAGCCAGCAGAGGCCGAACUCCAUUAGCUGCUGCAAACGAAGAAUCCCAGUGUGUGACAGACGACGCUGCCGAUGAGAUCAUGGAGAGGAUUGUGCGUUCAGCAACUCAGAGUCCUAGAGAAAGAGCGCAACCCCGUGAACGACGACGCUCGCGGGCAAACCGAAAAUCAUUGAGAAGGACUCUGAAGGGCGGUCUGACCCCAGAAGAAGCCCAGGCACUGGGAUUCGACACGUCAGAGAUGCCGGUGUAACGGGACGUCCCGACUGAACCACACUGACGCUUUUGCCUUCAGCAGAACUCACCUCAGGACAACAGAAUACCCAAGAUACCAGAGUAACAUCUGUCUAAUGAAACAGCUGAUCUUAUAUAGAGCUACACUCCCUCUGCUCCGCCUUCUUUAUAUGCAUUUCAUUCUAAGCCACGCCCUCUCAUUACAUCACACCUCACCAGCCAAUCACAGGCCUGCACUGUGACUUUUUAAAAAAGACGUCAAACAAAAGGUGAGAAUAUGUUUUUACCCCCGACUGAACACUAACUCAGGGUUUUGACUGUAUUUUAAUUAUUUUUAUUUAAAACUCGUCUCAAAUAGAAAACACAGAAGAGUGAUGAAAUGAAGCUUUAAAUCACUUUGUUUGCAUCAGUCAGAUCAGUAAAAUUGUUUUAAUCAGGCUGUGGUCUGAUACUUUGGUUUAUUUAUUGUAAAAUGUAUAAGAUGAGAGCAUUAAAUAUGUUUAUUUUUCCGGUUUCGGACCGUGAAACAGCUUUAAGACACACACAGACUCAGACGUUUCCACCAUCGGAUUUUAUAAAAGUUUUAUAUCUUUUGCCAUAUUUUGCCAUAUUCUGGUAUGUUUAAAUGACGUGGGUCUGUGCUUUUUGAAAAAUGACCCGUUUCAUGACAGCAAAAUGCUACGAAUCCACUGCUGGCGUUUCUUGUUUUGGUCUUCCGGUUUCUGUAGGCGUCUUUCGGUUGAGAGUGUGUUAUAGUAGAUUUCAAUGUGCCUUUGACACAGAAGGAACUAGAAUAAUAAACUCAUUCAUGUGGUUUGGCCAAAUCUAAGGAUUCGUUGCAUCGUACGGUAGAGCUGCACGAUUAAUAAUUAAAAGAUUGCGAUCUUGAUUCAAACACCCAUGCCAUCUGAUUCCUAAAUGACAAUGAUUCUGCUGUGUCUAUUAAACCUUUGAUAAAAUCACAUCAAACAUUCAGCCAGAGAGAGCCGUUGUCAUGUUUCAGCUUCAUAAACAGUCUUUUCAAACACACAGUGUCAUUAUUUCUCUCACAAUAAUUCAAAUGAUCACAGAAACGGGGUAAAAGUUUAUAGUUCGGAUAAACACUGAUGUCUACGGUAGCAAUUAAAAUAGAGCAAAUCACCUUUUGAAAGUAACUUGGCGCUUCAAAUAAAGAUUGUAUCGAUAACAUCAGUACACCAGUAGGUGGCGACAAGUGACUGUUAAAAAUGUAUCUGUCAUUGAAUCAUUCACUCAAGAGAUUCGUUCAAAAAUGCUGAUUCAUCCAGUAAUGAAACAAGUGAAGUAUUUAUGAGUCAUUGAAUCAUUCACUCAAGAGAUUUGUUAAAAAACGCUGAUUCUUUCAGUAAUGAAACAAGUAUUUAUGAGUGAGUCAUUGAAUCAUUUACACAAGAGAUUUGUUAAAAAACGCUGAUUCUUUCAGUAAUGAAACAAGUAUUUAUGAGUGAGUCAUUGAAUCAUUCACUCGAGAUUCUUUCAAAAACACUGAUUCUUACAGUAAUAAAACAAAUGAAGUAUUUAUGAGUGAGUCACUGAAUCAUUCACGCAAGAGAUUUGUUCAAAAACGCUGUUUCAUUCAGUAAUGAAACAAGUUAAGUCUUAAUGAGUCAUUGAAUCAUUCACUCAAGAGAUUCAUUCAAAAACACUGAUUCUUUCAGUAAUAAGUGGGCUUUAUGAGUGAGUCAUUGAAUAAUUCACUCAAGAGAUUCCUUCAAACACGCUGAUUCAUCCAGUAAUGAAACAAGUAUUUAUGAGUGAGUCAUUGAAUCAUUCACUCAAGAGAUUCCUUCAAACACGCUGAUUCAUCCAGUAAUGAAACAAGUGAAGUCUAUAUGAGUGAGUCAUUGAAUCAUUCGCUCAAGAAAUUCAUUCAGAAAUGCUGAUUCAUCCAGUAAUGAAACAAGUAUUUAUGAGUGAGUCAUUGAAUAAUUCACUCAAGAGAUUCCUUCAAACACGCUGAUUCAUCCAGUAAUGAAACAAGUGAAGUCUAUAUGAGUGAGUCAUUGAAUUAUUUGCUCAAGAAAUUCAUUCAGAAACACUGAUUCAUCCAGUAAUGAAACAAGUAUUUAUGAGUGAGUCAUUGAAUCAUUUGCUCAAGAAAUUCAUUCAGAAACGCUGAUUCAUCCAGUAAUGAAACAAGUGAAGGAUUGAAUCAUUCAUUCAAACCAAUUUUUUAAAAUAUUCAUUCUAAUUAAGUAAACAUUUUUAAAUAGACUGCAGCAAUUAAUAUUUUAUCAGAACCUCUAGUAAUUUGUUAUUUUAUUUAGCUGUCUGUUCAGAAUCAUGAUCUCUAUUUGGAACAAAAUAAUCAUGAUUCUCAAUUUAUCCAGAAUCGUGCAGCUCUAUGGUAUAUUCUUACAUUCUCCAGGUCCUGCUUCUGAUUGUCUGUGUUUGCAAGAUGUUUUUGUUGGUUCAAGCUGUAAUGAGAACCAUCAUGUUGCACCUUAACAUCCAUUAAUAUGGGGUUUUUAUGAGAAAACAAGACUUAUAUAAAUAACUAAAGAUUUUUAUGAAAUCUACAGCAGAUGCAUUCUAUCUCCAAAAAUUAUUCUAAAUGUACAGAACGGUCAAACUGUUUUUGACGAUGAACAAGACUGUAAAAAUGUUAAUGCCCUUUUGUUUUAUUAUUUUGUAGAUUGCUGUCUGAUAGUUUUUCCUGUACAUGUUAAUUUAAGAAAGACAACUGAAGCCAUGAACGCCACACAGUGUUAGAGGACGUGCUCAGAUGUUGUCAGCAAAAAAAAAAACCUAGCUUUUAGUUUACAGUGUUUGAACAGAAACUUGAGUUUUUCAGAACACAAAACACAGACUUGCACGAUCCACACCACUCUGUUUUACCUUGUUAAAGCCUGUAAUGUUUAGUAGGGAACUCACUUUGCAGAAUUGAAAGCCUUGUACUGUAACAUUUUUCCACUUUGAUCCGCAUGUGUUCACAGCUGGCAAUAAACCCUUUCUGAAGUAA